CCCACCUCGCUAUACCACGUCAACAGCCCAAGAACAGAAAUAAAUGAUAGGAGAAAAAAGUCAUUUUGUCACGUGUUGUCGAUAAUCGAUAGCAAAUCAAUAAUUGAUAACUCAAGUGAGUCCAGGUAACAAUUGCUUGGAUUUCCAACAGGCGUGGAAAGUGGGACAGGAUCGAUUUUACCUAUUUUUAUCCCUAAUCAGCGACAGCGAGUGACAGGCGAGCGAUUACAUCUGUGCCAGGCAGUUAUAACGAGGACAUUUAGUCUAGCGGGCACGGGAUAUCCCGAGCAGACAAGGGGAUACCUUCAUCAGGGCACAGGCGACUGGACACGGGAUUUACCUGUCUGACUUACCUGAGCGUUACCGUUACAACAGGGAUACGUACCUCAGCAAUGCACGUGUUUCGAGAGUCCACUUGAUGCCCCUCCCCUGGAGUUGAGUGCCCCCUUCUAAGAUGGGAGGGGCAUUUUCGUGCACUGGAGAAGGAGGGCAGGUGGGGGAGACCAGCAACAAACCGUACUUCCAAGUGGUGGGACCAGAGAAGACGCCAGAUUCCGAGUCAGAACCACAGCGCCCUCACACGCCACCUUGGAAGUUCUGGCGGAAGUUGUCUACCCGCCAUGUUGACCGGAAACCACGUGACCGGAAGGAUAUUAUUAAAGUGGAAUGGAGUACGUCCGCGAAUGGCGAUGGCGACGCUUUUGAUGACUGUUUGACUCCAUUGAACAGUACUCUACCAGAUGUUGUAGAGAAAACAGGCUUGUGUCGAAGCAACAGCCUGAAGCCGCCCCCUAAACCCCCUAGACUGUUUCUGUUCCGUUCAGCAAGCAUAAACAACCCACGUAGCUCACUAGACGGCGGUUCGGCAAGGAACUCAGUGGUCAUGGCUCAGCCUAAGAGCACGUCAUCAGAAUUUGAUGGCAAGAGUAAGAAGAACAUAUGUGUAAAACAGGAGAACGGUAAGAUUAAACCUGUGAUUGUGCCUGCUGAUGACACGGAGAACAAUAACAUUAGGGAUGAUAGUGAGAAACUGGACGUUCUUACAUCACUAGGCAACAACUCCCCAACGCUGCAAAAUUCUAGUCAUAACAAAAUGAAGAUAGUCACAUCUGAUUUGACACCAAAGAAGCCAGUCAGAUCAAGAAGGAAAUCUAGUGAGAAACACCAAGACGUGUCUCGACAGAAACUGAUCAUGCAGAGCAUCCUGGACUUGUUUUGUCAGAGGCUGGAUCCCUUCCCACUGCUGAAGGAGCUUCACGAGUCUUCCGUACUCAGUGACAAUGAUGUCUUGGCCUACAAGGGCCACCCUGACCGGAGGCUGAUCUGUGAGAGUCUCGCCAAUGCAGUGGGUGAGGGAUCGUAUUCCCAGUUCGUGUGUUUCUGUGAUGUCUUGAGGAAGUCUGGUAACUACGUGGAUAUUGUACAGCUUCUGGACGUGAUGAAGGAGGUUGACCAGCUAGUCCACGAUAUUCCUUGUGUCGCCGAUGAUGAUAAUCCGAUUCUGGCGGAUGAGAAAACGAUAUGUUUCGAGAUCGGUUACUAUAACCCUGACACGUUUGUUCUUAAGCCCGUUGUUGAAUUGGAAAGGGCCCGGAAUGACCAUGGAGUAAGCAAGAGGUCAUCCAGGAUCUCUACCACAUCUUGGGACACUUCGAGUGAAAUGAGUAACGGAAUUACCGAUCAGUGUGAUCUCAUGAUGAAUGUGUGUGUCACUGGGUACAGUUUAACUGGAAACAGAGCUAAAGCCCUUGCUCGUGUUGUAGAAAAAUACUCUUGCAUCUUAGAGCUUCGUAUAGGGAAGACCCAACUCUGCGGAGAAGACAUUACAGUGUUGUCGAAGGCCCUCGGUUAUAAUAAGGGCAUCACAUCUCUGGAUGUUCGGCUAAAUAACAUAGAUGCAGUAGGGGCAUCGGCUUUGGCGGAUACUCUGAAGGUUAACACGUGUCUCCGACAGUUAAAUCUGUCCUCGACUGGCGUAGAGCUCAGUGGGUGUCAGGUCAUUGCUGGUGCCCUUACGAACAACAAGACUCUGGUAGAGAUCGAUAUGAGCUUCCUGGAUAUUGGUGACAAGAGCUGUGAGUAUUUCAGAGACAUGCUGAAGGCCAACUCUACGUUACAGAAACUGAGACUAAGAAGCAACAACAUCUCCUGGCCAGGUUGCUGCACGUUAAUGGACGGGCUCAGUAGGAACAGGUGUCUUACUGAACUCGACCUCAGCCGCAACUAUGUAGGAGACGCUGGGGUGGAGAUCCUCAGUCGUUACAUCCCCGAGAGUAUGGUCACAGACAUCAGUCUGGAGAACUGUGGGAUCACGUCAGACGGAUGUGGGUCUCUGGCUGAACUUCUUGCCAUCAGUAAGAAGCUGAGGAGCAUCGACUUGAGUGUCAACUUCAUUUCGGACACAGGGUUGAUGAAGCUUGCCCCCUGCUUGGAAAGGAGUUCCACUCUCCAGCAGGUUGGGCUCAAUAUGUGUGGCAUCACCAACGAUGGCUUCUCCAAACUGCUGGACGUUCUGGAGAAAAAUACCUCCAUCUCUCUCCUGAAGCUGUGCUACAACAGAUUGGGCAGGGAGCACAACAACCCAGCCGCUACAUCAGACAACCUUAGGUACAGACUCAGGAUAGUCACUUCAUCUAAACCUAAACUGAAGAUCCUUCUCUGGGGAAACUCUUUUGAGGAUUCCUGAUCUGCUCCUCCUCCAUUCUGACUAAUAAUCGAAUGACCCGCAGAACAUUAUUUCGUGAUAUUCUUUCGUGAAUCUGAUAGGAGAUUCUUGUAUUAAGAGUAUUAACCCCACGGAUAGGUACGUUUGAAAAUAUAACAACAAUUCAAUACCUUUGACGAUCCUUUGAGAAUUCUUGCUUUCGUUCAACGCUUCCAUUUCAAGGUUCUCGAUGAGGACGUAUUCAACGUUCCAAGUCAACGAAAUCCAGGGUUUUAUACGUUCACAAAGACUGUAUAUAGUGAUGAGGAUGUGUCUGUGGAUAUUUUCCCACAGAAUGUGACAAUGCUGUUAUAGUGUAAGAAGAUUGUACAACAGUGUGUGGAUUAUGCAUUCGUCGAUUCCGAGAGGUUGUGGAUAUUUCGUCAGAGUGAGGACCAACAUGUUAACAUUCUCAACUUUCCACAUAGGGCUGUGUACGUGUCGUGUAAUGAAGUCUUUAGUGUUGUACCUGUCGUUGGUUUACAGUUUAAUCGUUCUCGUGAUACUAAUUUAACCUACAGGAUAGCAACACGGAAAGGAUAGCAAUGCCUGGCUGAGGGACGAGCUUUACCAGAACAAGUACCAGGACCGAGAGUUAUGGAUUAUUCGAAAUGUGAAUUCACCCGGAUGUUGUAGGUUCAUUUCAUAAAAAACGGAUACAUAUUUCCUGACAAUAUCUGUACUCUUUAAAUGAAAUUGUAUCAGUAUUGUACUAUUGUAUUCAGAUCAAUCAUUUGCCUGGUCAUAUACAUAUGACACAACACCGCUUCCACUCGCCCUGGCCGAUGUAU
Molecule: messenger RNA, 3495 nt
Organism: Haliotis rubra (blacklip abalone)
Lineage: Eukaryota; Metazoa; Mollusca; Gastropoda; Lepetellida; Haliotidae
Product: NACHT, LRR and PYD domains-containing protein 2-like
Exons: 3
Coding region: 455-2686 (743 amino acids)
Biological process (GO): activation of GTPase activity; nucleocytoplasmic transport
Cellular component (GO): nucleus; perinuclear region of cytoplasm; cytosol
Molecular function (GO): GTPase activator activity; small GTPase binding
Source: RefSeq, a predicted model, not a curated record